GCGUCAAGAAGCUGAAUCUUGUUAUGAGAAUAGUUUCAAUAAACUCAUUGAGGCAAGGUGUAGCUGUUAUUUGUCUCAGGCGUUUAGCAUCAUUGAGGGAUAAAGGAAUUGGUAUUGAAAAGGAUAAAUCUAUUGAGGAAGGAAAUACCAAUG
Molecule: messenger RNA, 153 nt
Organism: Racocetra persica
Lineage: Eukaryota; Fungi; Glomeromycota; Glomeromycetes; Diversisporales; Gigasporaceae
Source: the annotation of a GenBank genome assembly